Zea mays is the source of this 879-nucleotide messenger RNA. Lineage: Eukaryota; Viridiplantae; Streptophyta; Magnoliopsida; Poales; Poaceae. The record is from RefSeq and is a predicted model, not a curated record.
GGGCGAUCGAUGUCACGAGAGCAGUAGGUGAAGGUCAGAUCAGAGUAUCACCACUUGGCAAUUUCUCCCCCGGCACAAGCGCAUGGCUACCGUCGGGGGCAAUCGUGCUCUCUAUGCAGUCGUCGCGCUGCCACUUCUCGCGACCCUUCUUCACGGACCAAUGCGGCUGUCGCAUGCCUUCCCAUACCGUUCCCUACUCCAGACCUGCCAGCCCAGCGGCUCCAUCCAGGGCCGUUCCGGCAACUGCAACACGGAGAACGGCUCCGAGUGCUGCAAGAACGGGCGGCGCUACACCACAUACGGCUGCUCCCCGCCCGUCACGGGUAGCACCCGCGCCGUACUGACUCUCAACAGCUUCGCCGAGGGCGGGGACGGCGGCGGCGCGGCCGCCUGCACGGGGAAGUUCUACGACGACAGCAAGAAGGUGGUGGCGCUGUCAACUGGCUGGUACAACGGCGGUAGCCGGUGCAGAAAGCACAUCAUGAUCCACGCGGGCAACGGGAAUUCCGUGAGCGCGUUGGUCGUCGACGAGUGUGACUCCACCGUGGGCUGCGACAAGGACCACAACUUUGAGCCGCCGUGCCGCAACAACAUCGUCGACGGGUCGCCGGCGGUGUGGGACGCUCUGGGGCUCAACAAGGACGACGGCCAGGCACAGAUCACCUGGUCCGACGAGUGAGCGACUGUACCACCGCUGCACCGGCCGGGUGCGCUCGUGCAAGUGCACCGGCCGGCACGUCUCAUGUUGCCAAUAUAUAAUAAGUAGUAGGGUACAGUGGUACACCCUCUAAAUAAUCAUGCAUGAAGCAGCUGUUCAUCUUUAGACGUGUUUAACCAUUUGCAAAAUUAAAUAACUGUUGGCCCCCCAAGUUCCACUUA